AUGGUCUCGGUCAACAGACGUCCUUCUCUGCUCCCUGACGCGCCCAAGGACCAUCAUGUUGGCAGUCCUCCGACGGGGUUCAAGAACCCGUGGCCUUCGCACGAUCCCGGCCACCACAGCCUUGCGAAUCUUCUAAAGGUGCGCUUUGGCAAGGGUCGCCCGGCAUUCGCGCCAGUUCCUGACACCCGCGAAGAGCUCGUCCCCGUGCGGAACGUCGACUUCUUGAACACAGACUCCGGGUUCAAGGUGACCUGGAUCGGACAUGCCAGCUUCCUUAUGCAGACGUCUAAACCCGAGGGCGCUACGCGAGGCAUCAAUAUCCUGUGCGACCCAGUUUUCUCGGAACGAACAUCCCCAGUGUCCUGGUUCGGGCCCAAGCGAUACACGCCCACCCCUUGCACUCUACCGGAGCUGCUGGAUGCCGUGGAAGUCGACAUCGUCGUCAUCAGCCACAACCACUACGACCAUGCGGAUGCGGAGUCGCUCAAAUUAAUUUGGGCCAGGAGAGAGUCCAAGGUUCAUUUCCUGGUGGGGCUGCACAACUCGCGCUGGCUGAACGCACUGGGCAUUGACCCGUCCUCCAUCACGGAACUCGACUGGUGGGACGGCGUUGACGUGCACGUCGAAAACGUCGGCAAGGUCCAAAUCACGUGUACCCCGACACAGCACUUCUCGUCGCGCAGUAUCUGGGAUCGAGACCAUGACCUAUGGUGCUCCUACGCCAUUCGCGACCUGCAGGGAUCACGCAAAAAUGUGUACUUCGCAGGGGAUACAGCGUAUCGAUCGAUCCACGCCAAUGACCUGUCGCGAGAGGAAGAGGACGCCCAGCCCGUCUGCCCGACGUUCAAACAGGUCGGUGAGCUGUUGGGACCAUUUGACCUGGCACUCUUACCGAUAGGAUUGUGCUCGCCCAGAAACUUCAUGUCCAAUGUCCAUGCCAACUCGUGGGACUCAAUCCGGAUCCAUCAGGACGUGCGGAGCAAGAAAUCAGUCGGCAUGCAUUGGGGGACGGUCCGUGGAGGUCUAUCACAGUACUAUGAGGAUGUUCGCACGCCGGCGAAGCACUGGAAGAUGGCCGCGGACGAGGCCGGGUUGAAAUGGGGAGACGAGAUAGCGUUGGUCGAUGUCGGAGAGACUCUGGUAGUGGCUUGA
Cladophialophora yegresii CBS 114405 is the source of this 1152-nucleotide messenger RNA. RefSeq lists its product as uncharacterized. Bases 1 to 1152 code for a protein of 383 amino acids. Gene Ontology annotation, molecular function: N-acylphosphatidylethanolamine-specific phospholipase D activity; zinc ion binding. NCBI's taxonomy places the organism in Eukaryota, Fungi, Ascomycota, Eurotiomycetes, Chaetothyriales, Herpotrichiellaceae. The transcript has a single exon. The record is from RefSeq and is a predicted model, not a curated record. Gene Ontology annotation, biological process: N-acylphosphatidylethanolamine metabolic process; N-acylethanolamine metabolic process. Gene Ontology annotation, cellular component: cytoplasm; membrane-bounded organelle.